UGUCUUGCAAAGCAAAAUGCCUCGGAGCAGGUUUCGGGCGCGCCACAAGGAUGAAAGCGGAGAGAGGACGGAAGAGAAGGCAGAGUGAAUGGAGUGAAAGAAGAAGGCGAGAAGGAAGGAGAAGAGAGAGAGGUGACAUGGAGAAGGGAAUGGUGAGCAGUCUUGCUGAUGUCCCCAUCGGAGACUCGGGUUCCGUGGAGGACGGUGGGUGUACUACCGCCGCACGGAACAUCCCGAUAUCGCCGGCGCAGGUUGAUGCAACCGAAGUGGUCUACCGAAGACCCACUGCCAACUUCGCCGCCAGGUUCGCCAAGAUCCUCUUCUUUGCGCACCUCGUCGCCGUAGCCAUCCUCAUCAUUUUCCUCUCCCUCCGUGGCUUCCUCGGCCGAAACCCAGCAUUCCGCCCUGCCCACUGGUUCGCGCCCCUCCUGACCGCCGCCGUGUCCUCCGCCCUCGUGGCCAUCCUUUGGCUGCUUUUCGUCCUCCGCCACCCCGCCAAAGUCAUCAAGGCCUCCCUCUGGCUCGCCCCGUCGCUCGUUUGCGCCGUUGCCGUGCUCCUCCUGACCGAUGGCGGCAGCUCCAGCCUGGCCUUCGCGGUGCUGGGCUUGCUCCUCGCUCUGGUGCAGUCUCUGUACGGCUGCUGGAUCGUUCGUCGCCUUCACCAUGCCUACGAGAUCCUCUCCAUCUCCAUCGCCGCCGUCCAGCCGACCACCACGCUGGCGAAGUACGUUGCGCUCGCACUCCUCGCCGGCCUCGUGUUCUCCUCCAUCUGGACACUCGGCGCCGGCGGUGUCGCAGCCGGCGGUGGCUCGCGGUUCGCACCUCUCUACGUGCUGCUGUUGCUGCUCAGCCUCGGGUGGACCAUGCAAGCGAUCAGAUACAUGGUUCUCGUGGCGGUGGCGCAGCUGGCCUACCUUAGUCUGGCAUUCGGGACGGAGACGGCCGUGCCGGUGGCCUUCGAGGCUGCCGCCAAUGGAGCACUCGGCGACGUGUGCUACGGCUCCGCCGUGAUCCCGCUGGUGGUGGCGAUCCGGGGGACAGCUCGCGCGAUGGGCCUGAUCGCUGGCGGCUCGGACGAGUUCCUGUUCUCCUGCGCCAGUUGCUACGUGGGCAUCGCAGACCACCUGGUGGUGCGGGGUAACAGAUGGGGGUUCGUCUACGCCAGAGUGCACGGCAAGGGGCUGGGGAACGCGUCGGCGGAGGUGUGGGAGAUGUUCAUCAAACAGGGCAUGGGGCAGCUGAUCGACACGGACAUCACAAGCUCACUCUGCUUCCUUUCCGGGGUGACCGGCGGUGGGGUUGCGGCCUUGGUCGCAGGGUCCUGGGCGACGGCAGCCGACAAGGGCCAUGUAACAGAAGCCACAGUCUACGCCUUCAUCAUCGGCUACUUCAUGACUCGGAUUGCAAUGGCUUGGCCGCAGGCGUGCGUGGCGGCUUACCAUGUGGUCUUCGCCGAGAACCCGCAGAGCCGCCGCAUGGGCCCCUGCAUUCCUACUCGGUUGAGGGAGCUGCGAUCAUCUCCACAUUGACCUCUCCACGCAUCAGAUCGGUUUCAAGAGGUUCAUACAUUACAUAAAACCUUGUCUGCUUUUGUCGCAUUUCACAAACAACUGCAGAUCACACAAUUUAUAA
Molecule: messenger RNA, 1632 nt
Organism: Musa acuminata AAA Group (dessert banana)
Lineage: Eukaryota; Viridiplantae; Streptophyta; Magnoliopsida; Zingiberales; Musaceae
Exons: 3
Coding region: 51-1529 (492 amino acids)
Biological process (GO): transmembrane transport
Molecular function (GO): transmembrane transporter activity
Source: RefSeq, a predicted model, not a curated record